Molecule: messenger RNA, 435 nt
Organism: Oppiella nova
Lineage: Eukaryota; Metazoa; Arthropoda; Arachnida; Sarcoptiformes; Oppiidae
Source: the annotation of a GenBank genome assembly
AUGGAUUCUCCGAAAAGAAAAACUGACGAUCAGAAUACGGAAGGAGUGAAUGAUAUCGAAAUGACUGACGAGAAGGAGUUGUCUUUAAAUGUGUUGAAGAAUAAGAAAAAUAAGAGGGAAAAGGAUAACAAACCAAUUGUUGGGCAAAAGACUAUUUAUAAUAUGAAUGAAUCAGUGGAGGAAUUGCGUUCAGAAAGUGAUUGGAAACACUUCCAUACCUCCACUUCAACUCCAACAUCACUACAAACACAUAUCCCCGAUUUGAACGUCUCGAGUAUUAGCUAUGAGAGCAAUGACUCGGAUAUGUUGCUUGAGAGGCAAUUGUCUCACUUUCAGAUAACCGAUGAAAUCGUUGAAUCGUUAGUUUUGGAAGAUUUUGAUACAAGCGAUGAUUUAAAGAUAUUCAAAAGUGAUCUCAAUAUCCCUAAUAAUUAA